AUACAGUGGUUUUUUUAUUUCUGUCUUCAACCCAUUUUAGAAACAAUUCAUUCAUACUUAGUCUGGUCGCUGUAAGCAAGUUUGAACCAGUAAUUGAUAAUCCUGCAUUUUCUGAUAUCAGUAAAUAGGGCCAUCCAGCUUAUUUUUAUAUACUAUGGGUAGUUUUUGUUUUCUGAAAGGGACUAACAUAUAUUUUUUAGACGAAAAUAAUUUCUCUCAUUCUCUUAAAAAAUCAUAAAAAGCGAGUACUCUGAAAGUGACAUGUGGUACAAACUUAUUGACCUAAGAUUUUUGCAAGAUAUUCUAAUAAAUAAACAAAAGUAUUGAGCAAAAAGUAAGUAAACCGUUGCAACGCUUUUGAAAUAAUGCAGAAAAUUUACAUUCGUCUUGCAUAUUUACUAAUAUCUAACAUUUAUUUUCACACCAUCUUUCAUUUUGCAGCAUCAAAAAGAUAUUCUAUGCCAAAAUUCGUGGAAAUAGAAUGUUGAAAAAAAUCACCAAACUGAGGGCAAGAAGCUUUAACGAUCUGUAUUUGUGUUUACAUUUUCACCACGCUGCGAAGCCCAUGCAUACUUCAGAUUUGUAAUAGAUGAUGGAUGCGACAUAUGCAUCGAAAAUUUUCGGCAUAUCGAUGUCUGUUAAAAAUAUUAAUAGGGAGUUUAUUGAUUUAUUACCUUGCUAGACAACGCGUAAAUGCUGCGCGUUACUGAUUAAAACGAAUCUUAAAUAAUUAAAUGAGUCUAUAUUUUCUAUGUCUGUACUAUCAUAUGUCUACCUUUCUACAUCACUUUGUCGACAUUUCCCCUUAGGUAUUGUUUCACACGUUUUUUAUGUUUGUUCUGUUUCAUUUUAGAACACAUUUGCUCAGUGUAUGUGAAACUGAUGAAAUAUGAUGUGUUUCAACGCAAAGGCAUACUUAAACAUGUUCUGCACUUACAGUCGAUUAGAAUAGGUUGUAACAAAUAUUCCCGUAUUCCCGGUAGUCAAUUAGAUACAGUUUCUGAACAACCGACCCGUAUUAUGUUUGCUUUCUUUUAAUGAAUAAAACGACUGCAUAAAUUAUUUAUUUCUUUAUGUUUGUGCAGCUGUAAGCAAAGACCUCAACAGCUGGUUGAAGUUAAAUUCAUGUAGAAAUGUUCUAUUUUGAAGAAAUUAACCUACACUGCCAAUUGAAAUAUCAACACUUUGAUAUGAUAAGCAUUAAUAUUGCUAGAUAUUUAAGCAAGUUGUUCUGAUUUCAGGCAUCUAAAUGAAAUAGUUAGUGUAUGACAACAGACAGUUUGUGUAAAUCACGAUUUAUUGAAAAGAAAAAGGCUUACAUCAGAAUACAGACAACAUCCUAGUAUCAAAUAAUGGCAGAAUUUGAAGCCUAUGGAUAUCAGAAUAGUUUGUCUCAUCAGCAGUCAUCAUAGGUAGAAAGGAAUAUAUGUAAUCAAUUCUUCCUGUACUCAAAAGCGACACUUACCUUGCUUUACCUGCAAUGACUUGUUCACAACGGAGCUCAGUUUAACUUUUGGUAAAAUUCAUUCGUGCGUUUUGCAUGGCAAAAUCAUGGGAAAUUGUCAGUCUCUUCAAGGCAAUAUAGCUACAAACUGGAGAUUUGUUGGGCGGGAUAAAGACCUGGAAUCAUGUAUGGACUUGCUUUCCAAGAAUAGAUCAGUUCUUGUUUUUGGAAUGAAGAAAAUUGGAAAGUCGAGAUUUAUUGAAGAACUAUAUAAACAGUUAUUAAAACAGUGUGAAAGUAAAAAGUACGUGUGGAAGGAUUUUGAAUUAGACAAUAUAGACUCAGGUCAUACGGUAUAUUCUUGGUUCAUUGAAUUUUUGACUUGCAUAAAUGCGCUGGAGGAAAAAGAACGUUUUGAAAAGACGUAUCCAUCAAAAUCAAUAGCAUGUGACUCUUGCAAGAAUAGCCAGCAGCCUGAUAGACACAAGUGUAUUGUUCGAAAUGCCACCAAUGACUUAAUAGAUGCCCUGGGGAAAUAUAAAACUGAAAUUAUACUUUUCCUAGAUAAUAUCGACACUAUCAUGGACAGUCCAGAAUUGAGAGAUUGUUUUCUACAUUUUUACAAGCAAUCAGUUAAACUCUCUAAGUUGCAAACAAUCCUCACGUCCGCUUACAAACCUAAACUAACAACAAAAGGUAUUGCAUCUCUUGAACUCAAACAAUUAGAUAAUUUAGCAAUACUGGAAUUGCUCUUUGAAAUGACUGAAGAAAGAGAAAACAGUUCAGAGGAGGAAGAAGGACGUGACAAAACUGUAAAAUACUCGCCAGAAUUACAGGUAUUCACACCAGAGAACAAACCAUAUAUUGAAGCAAUUGUUGGUUUAUGUGACGGACUCCCAUUAGGUGCAGCGAUGGCAGGUUUGCUGUUGACCGAAGACGAUGGAUUUCUUACACCUGAAGACCUUGUAGAAAUUCUCAUACGUGUAAGACUACAGGGACUUAGUCCAGAUAACUGCCCGCCAGAUGAACGCUUAGAUAUCUAUACAGAAGAAAUGAAAAAGUUAAUGGAAGAUGUUGCGUUGUUUUUCCAUUGCUUAAAUGAAAAUAUGACUGGUAGCCAUUUCAAUAUAGACGAGGCUGUGGCAGCUGCAAGUGCUGCUGGUGAUAAUGCUGCAACAGGGGCUAUGGUGAAACACAAGAUCUUGAAGCCCGGUUUAGAUAGAUCUAUCCUGUCCAUACAAAAACUACAAGGGAAACAAAAGUUGAAAUGGCACGGAAUAUUGCGAGAGUGUCAUGCUACAUUAAAAGCCACACAAUAUAUACCUUCUGAUGGUGUUGGCUCAGCGAAAGAUAUGAUUUUGAAGUUCAUGAAGGAGAAUGCUAAGAACGCUGGUCUAGAUUUAGACGAAGAAACACUCUGCGACCCAGCAUGUCUUGCGUUAGCCAUCAGGCGUCUCGCUAACCAGGUGGAACCCUCAUCACCAGUGCAAGCCAAUGAAGACUGUGAGAAAGGAAGAAUGUCUAUUCUGAAAGAACAUGAAGUGGCUAGCAAGAUGGUUGCCACGACAAAGUUUGACGCGGAACAAUCAUCUGUUUUGAAAGUCCACGAAGAGGUUGAAACGCACAAAGAUGUGGAAAACAGUCUGCCUAGCGGCCCCAGAAAAGCCAAGGAACUGGCCACUCGGUACUCCGUUUCUGAAGGUAGUGAUAACAGUGAUUCCGAUAGUGUGAGUUUACAAUUUACAAAUAUUUAUCUUAGACAAACUGAGGAAUCGAUGAUGAAUGAUGGUAAGGAAACUUCCGAAACCAGAAGUGAACAGACAAUAGGUGAUAAUUACUCGACAAGUCCACCAUCAUAUACAAGUCGUCCAGGAUCCUCAGAGGCACGGACAGCACCCUAUCAUAACCAGAAUGCUGGGAGUGUUGUUGAAGAGCUUCCACCUAGCUACAAAUCAACUGUCUCGAGUAAUCACCUACCCAGCUUUACUACUGAAACUAAUAAACAAUUCGUUACACUUGAUAAUUCUGCUUCAUUUGUAAUGUUAAACAUUCGAUCUCCUCCAUUACCAUCUGUCAGCAGUGCAUCGUAUGGUUCACAAACUAUGAAACAAAAUACAGGAGCGGAUAUUCAGUUGAUGUGUAGUCGACAGGCGAGUUAUGAUAAUCAAUAUUUACGUAGAGCUAGAUCAGAUCCAACUUGUUAUCAUUCCGAGAACAAUGUAUCUAAGCAGCCAGUGGCUAAACCGAGGAGAGAAAUAGACACAUCACAGGGUGAUUCUUUGAAAGCCCCACCAGCAUUGGAAUAUAUUCCGACAAGCCCGGAAAUGGUAAUGCGACAGUCGGAUAAGACUAAUGACAUUUGUAGUCCUCUUGAACAAGCACAUAAAGACACUAGAAUGCAAGCCCCAAGUCUGCAGAUAGCUGAACUGAAGGAACCAAUUUCUGACAUGCCUGUAGAAACUGCAUUUGUUCGAUCAGGGUUUUCUACGCAGGGACCAGAGGACAUUUCUUAUAAGAAGUUGCAUUGUAAUGAUCUACAUGUCAGUCAGGAAAAUUUCAGCCACGUCUCACAUACUUCAUCAGUCAAAACAGAUUAUCUGUAUAACCAAGCUGCGCAGACUGGAGAGAUUCUAAAACAUCAAGGUCAAUUAUCUGCAAGUAGGUUAUCAAUUAACCACAGUGUACAUGAAUCAAACCCAAAAAGACGAUCUCCUACGGCUGUAAUCCGCCCAAUGCCUAAACGCCGGUCUCCUCCUAAUGUUGACAAACAGUUGCCGAACGAACGAAGUAUAUCAAACGCAGGGCCGUCUGAGCAAUCCGAUAUGAUUUAGCCAAUGUUUGAAAAAAAGAUGUCUGUGAAAGGAAAAUUGCUAGCGUAAGGAUGACAAUGUCAAUGGUAAACUUUAUAUUUGUGUAGCUGAAAACGUUGUAUAUUCUUUCAAAACUAUGUUUGAGUAAAAAACAAAGACAAAUAUCAAACAGGGAAUGCCACGAACCAAAAACGCAGCCUCCUCAAAACGAAACCCACAGCACGCAGACGCGUGCACCACACACACACACACACACACACACACACACACACAGAGCCAACAAACAAAGGAACGCACACACACACAUACACACAAAGCCAACACAUCAGGACAAAACGAACAAACAAAGGAACACAGUGGGGCACCGCCUUGGAACGGUCAGUGGCAAAAACACCACUGGGGAGCUUAAACCGGUUUAUGGUGCGCACCCAACCUCACUCUUACCCCCACCAUGUUCCAAAGACACGGGACAGUGUAAAUAAAAGUAAUCCCCUCCAGGUGAAUCUCUUACACACGUAAUGGAAACAAAAAGGCAUACACUCAUAAGUCUUAUUUAUAUCCUGCUAGAUGUGAAAACGAAGCAAAAAGCUUAUAUUUAUUCAGGUAUUCAUAAUAUCUGAAGAUUUUGAAUAGAUGUACAGGGAUAUUUGUGUAAAAAUAUGGCAGCUACUGCUAAAUUUAUUCACUGCCGUAAUUUUUUGUUGUUUAUAUACUAGUAUAUUUGUCUGUAAAUGCGUAUUUCAAUUAAUUCGAACACGACGUAGAGUUAAUACGCUGUUGUCCUAGUAAAUUAUUUUAAGAGACAUAUUACCAAUUCGGAGUGUUAACUAUAUCAAAUUAGGAUUCUGCUGUUGCAUUUCGAUUUUUAUACCCAUUUUGUGUAAACAAGUGGGUGAAAUAGAGAAUCUUUUUUUUUCAUUGCGUAUGUAUGGUACCAAAUAUAGCAGGUCAACGUGAGGCAACGUAACAAUGUUUUAAUGAUACUAAAACUUGGGAAAUAAUACGUCCUGUGAAGGAGAAAGAAUUUAGGAAUGCACAAACUAUUCUGUAUGCCUAAUCAUUGAUUCAGACUGUGUAUAUUACGUGUAACACAAUUCUGAUGUAUGGCACAAAAGGAUGUAUCGACGUGACGUCAGUACCGCCGUGUUUUAAUGACAGUACAUGACUAUUUACCAUUUCCACCCAUUUACCUUUAAUGACAGUUUGCCAUGAGUUAUUUAUAAGGAAGUUAUACCUUAAGUAUGACAUGUUUUUCUUUUCUGUUAUAUGUUUUUAUUUUUUAAGUUAGUCUGUUGAGUUAAUUCGUUUCAUACCCCAAUACGAAUGCCGUGAAUGAAUGGAACUUAGAUCUAUUGUAUAUACAGCUUUGCUAAACUUCCCAUGCUUAUUUUAAUGUAUUCAAUAUGUAAUAGUUGUUAUUGGUAUUAUGCGUUUCAUAAUAGCGUCAUAAAGUAUAGAAUUUAUUUUGCCUAAGAUAAUCUAAAAAACGUAAUUAAAAAUUCAGUCAGUUUAAGAAUUUUAUGUUAAGUAUUACCAAAGAGUACGUUUGUUGCUUCAGUGUGUAUUCGAAAUUAUUUUAACCGAGAAGAGACCAGAUAUAAUAUUUUGAUGAGUGGCGAGGCCGCCAUGGGUGAUAAUUAUUUCAUCUUUACAUGUAAACAAAUUCAUUUUCUAUUUCAAGUUUUAAAUGGUUAUAAACUAUUUUAUAUGUUUGAUAGUUUUCAUCCAGUCCAAUUCUGUUUGACGACGCGAGAGUAUUAUAAAGCCUUUAUGUGAUCUGGUGUUAUAUUAGUGUAAUUAUACUUGCUGUUGACGUCGUUUCAAGUAUAGGGGAUGUUGAACAAAUCGCUUUUAUCUGUAAUAUACAUUUUAAAGACAUGUGCUGAUUCAUGUGUUGGUAUUUCAUUGUUAAUCAGAUGUCGAUCAGUAUGCGUACUGGUUGUAUAUAGAACAUAGACUUUAAAGAAAAUUUGUAUUGUGUUUUUGAAUAUGUAAAGAAAGAAGACACUUUGAUGUUUCAUCAGGAAAAGGUAACAUGGAAUGAAAAGAUUUUUAAAUUUUUGAUUUUCCACAAUGAAUAUUUCAAACUUGUUGAGAAAAUUGAAUAAAUGCUCGGCAGAACUCGAAAAUGUACACAAACCAUGCCAUCAGGUCCAAGGUCAAGGUCGCCUCUUGAGGUUAAUCGUCAAAUAAUUUCAGGCCCGCUCCGCUUUGAAGAUUUUCAUACAACGAGAAUAAAUUAUUUGCCUUAUUAAAGGGAAUUCCAAUUGUUUUUUAUGUGCAUCUUUCUGCGCAGCCGACACUUUCUAUGGAAAACUGAUCUAAAGUCAACAUUUGUUGAAACAUGUUACAGACAAUCUUAAAUAUGAGGAAUCUUGAAUGAAAUAACAUUUUUGAUAAGUUUUAUCAGUAAUCAAAUGUUGAUACUGAUUUAUAUUGUAUUGACAAGUAUCAUGCCCGACAGGUAUCUUGCUAUUUUUGUGGUUAUGUUUUCACAUCGCAUUUUAGUACAAAGACAGU
Mercenaria mercenaria is the source of this 6774-nucleotide messenger RNA. RefSeq lists its product as uncharacterized. Lineage: Eukaryota; Metazoa; Mollusca; Bivalvia; Venerida; Veneridae. The record is from RefSeq and is a predicted model, not a curated record. The coding region runs from base 1552 to 4275 and encodes 907 amino acids. The transcript has 8 exons.